AUGCUGCGCCUCGGAUCCUUCGCCGCCGCCGCCGCCCGAUGCCUGCUGGCGGGGUCCCGCCUCGGGCCGCUGGGCCUUGCUGGGAGCCGCGGCAGCUUCGCCCGGUCCUGGCUGCCGGCCGGUGACCGCGGUCCCCUGUCCCGGCAGGUGCGGGCGGCGGCGGGCGGCGAGAGGGUGCCGGUGCUGAAGACGCCGAAGGGCACCCGCGACCACCCGCCGGCGCAGGCGGCGCUCCGUGACCGGCUCCUGAGCGCCGUGGUGUCCUGCUUCAAGCGGCACGGGGCGGCCGCCAUCGACACCCCCGUGCUGGAGCUGCGGGAGACGCUGAUGGGGAAGUAUGGGGAGGAUACGAAGCUCAUCUACGAGCUGCAGGACCAGGGAGGGGAGCUGCUUGCCCUGCGCUACGACCUCACCGUGCCCUUUGCUCGCUACCUGGCCAUGAACAAGGUCACCAACAUGAAGCGCUACCACGUCGCCAAGGUGUACAGGAGGGACAACCCGGCCACAACCCGGGGCCGCUACCGCGAGUUCUACCAGUGCGACUUUGACAUCGCCGGGCAGUUUGACCCAAUGAUUCCUGAUGCCGAGUGCCUAAAGAUCGUGCAUGAGAUCCUGAGUGACCUACAGCUCGGGGACUUUGUCAUCAAGGUCAACGACCGUCGGAUUUUGAAUGGUGUGUUUGCUGUCUGUGGUGUUCCAGAGAGCAAGUUCAUACCUGCCUGCUCCACUGUGGACAAGCUGGACAAGAUGCCAUGGGAAGAAGUGAGGAGUGAGAUGGUGGGAGAGAAGGGGCUCUCUCCCGAGGCUGCGGAUCGCAUCGGGGAGUAUGUCCAGCUCCAUGGUGGGCUGGACCUGAUCGAGCGGCUUCUCCAGGAUCCCAAGCUGUCCCAGAACAAGCUGGCCAAGGAAGGGCUGGGGGACAUGAAGCUGCUCUUUGAGUACCUGACCCUGUUUGGCAUCACAGGGAAGAUCUCCUUCGACCUGAGCCUGGCACGGGGCCUGGACUAUUACACAGGGGUGAUCUUUGAGGCUGUGCUGCUGCAGCAGGAGAACGAGCACGUGGAGGAGCCGGUCAGCGUUGGGAGCGUGGCUGGAGGCGGCCGCUACGACGGGCUGGUGGGGAUGUUUGAUCCCAAGGGCAGGAAGGUGCCCUGUGUGGGGGUCAGCAUUGGGAUCGAGCGGAUCUUCUCCAUCCUGGAACAGAGACUGGAGGCUUCUGGGGAGAAACUUCGAACAACUGAGACCCAAGUGCUGGUGGCUACACCACAGAAACACCUGCUUGCUGCCAGACUGAAGCUCAUCUCUGAGCUGUGGGAUGCAGGGAUCAAGGCAGAGAUGCUGUACAAGAAGGAUCCUAAAUUGCUGAAGCAGCUGCAGUACUGUGAGGACACAGGGAUCCCCCUUGCUGCCAUUGUGGGAGAGCAGGAGCUGGCAAACGGAGUGGUCAAGCUGCGAGAUGUUGCAACAAGAGAGGAGGUUGAUAUCCCCAGAGGAAAGCUUAUUGAUGAGAUCAGGAGAAGGCUGGUGGAGCCCUGAGGACUUUUCUGGCUGGAGCUGCUUGGCUGAACUGCUGCACAACUGGAACCCUCCUGCAGCACCUCAGCCAUUCACUGC
Messenger RNA from Cinclus cinclus, 1614 nucleotides. RefSeq names its product histidine--tRNA ligase, cytoplasmic-like. The record is from RefSeq and is a predicted model, not a curated record. The transcript has 12 exons. The coding region runs from base 1 to 1536 and encodes 511 amino acids. Lineage: Eukaryota; Metazoa; Chordata; Aves; Passeriformes; Cinclidae. Gene Ontology annotation, biological process: mitochondrial translation; histidyl-tRNA aminoacylation. Gene Ontology annotation, cellular component: cytoplasm; mitochondrion. Gene Ontology annotation, molecular function: histidine-tRNA ligase activity; identical protein binding; ATP binding.